This is a messenger RNA of Dunckerocampus dactyliophorus (ringed pipefish), 2676 nucleotides long. It is a transcript of the gene ftr86, whose product is annotated as finTRIM family, member 86. The transcript has 10 exons. The coding region runs from base 327 to 2099 and encodes 590 amino acids. The record is from RefSeq and is a predicted model, not a curated record. NCBI's taxonomy places the organism in Eukaryota, Metazoa, Chordata, Actinopteri, Syngnathiformes, Syngnathidae. Gene Ontology annotation, molecular function: protein binding; zinc ion binding.
AGCUCUGCUUCUUCCUACUCCUUUGCUGAAUAUUGCAAGUGUAAACAUGUGAUGUUCCUUAGUUGUUAAGCAUGUCAAAAACAAAUGAACAUACCAUGACCAUGAAACCAUAGUGGCACCGUUUGUGAUUUAAAACACCUUUUAUAGAGGGAAACAUCGCAGAACCUGAUGAACCAGUUUAACGCAGAGUCCAACCUGCUUCAGUUUCUCAGCAGCAUGCGAAUGAUACAAGCUGGCAUAAACAUUCGUCAUCUCUAGGGAACGGCUGGGCUCUUGAAUUCUGACCCCUUGGAAAGCUGACUGCCUGACCCCAUCUCAGCACCUCUAUGGCGGCUUCUGCCUGGUCUGAGGAGGAGACUUUUGUGUGCUCCGUAUGCCUGGAGACCCUGAAGGACCCAGCAACUCUACCCUGUGGACACUCUUACUGUUUGGCUUGUAUCCAAAGCCACUGGGACAAAGGCAACAGCAAGGGCCAGUACAGCUGCCCCCAAUGCCGGCAGCUCUUCAAUCCUCGACCUUCACUGGCCAAGAGCACGGUUCUGGUGGAAGCUAUGGAAAAGCUGAGGACCAACAGCCUCAAACAAAGUGGCUCCAGCGCUGUCUCUUCUGCUCCACCAUCAGAACCUCUCUACCUGGAAGUUCUUCCAGAUAUGGCACCACAAGAUGGCGGCAUGUACCCCCAGCUUCCCACAGUGACUCCCAGACCUUGUCCUCAACACAACCGGCCCCUGGACCUGUUCUGCCGUGAUGACAGGGAGUGUGUGUGUGAGGUGUGUUGUCAGCAUGACCACAAAGGGCACCAUGUUCUCAAGCCUGAAGAAGAGAGGAAGGAGAGACAAAAAGAGCUCUUUCAGGUACAGGCAGAGGUGGAGAGACGAAUCCACGAGACAGAGAAGUCCCUCAAGGAUUUCCCGAAUGUUGCACGUCAACAUAAGGCUUUGGUCCAAGCUCUGCAGCAAGAGAUGCUCAAUUUGUUUUCUGAGGCAGCCGGCGUCAUUACUCUCACUGGCACUCAGGUUGGUGAGCUUCUUAACACCCACGAGAGGUCUUUAGGCAGCCAAAUUGAAGGCCAGAUCCACCGACUGGAGCAGGAGGCAGUCCAACUCCGCUGGAAGGGAGAGGAGCUGAGCAGGCUGGCAGAUAUGCAGGACCACAUCUGCUUCUUAAAGAAUUUCUUCACCAUGGAACAGGCGGCUCCAACAAGUACCACCACAGGGCUUUCAAUACUGAGGAAAGAGGAAGCAGUGGCAACAUCUGUACGCUCGGCCUUGAAGGAUCUACAAGAGUCACUUAAGGAGAUGUGCAAAUCUACGCUGGCCACAAUUGUCUCAUUAGUGAAUGAGGACUCCGCCAUCACACCAAGCAUUACUCCAGCUGAUAACCAUGGGCAGGCUACUGUGCAAAACACAGUUUACGAGAUGCUAAACCCUGUACUCGCGCCACGACCCCAAGGUCCUGAUGCUUCAGCCAAGCAUUCACAUCUCCCUCCACGACCAUCUUCCGUAACAACAGUGGGACUUGUAAGUCCAGAACCAAAGAUGAGAGAAGAAUUAUUGAAAUUUCGCUUCGAGCCUACCAUGGACCCCAACACGGUGUAUCGGCAUAUACAGCUGUCCGAUGGAGGUCAUAAGGCCACAUUGCGGGCAGAGAACCUGAACCCAGCAGACCACCCGGAACGUUUCCAGUACUGGAGGCAGCUUCUCUGCAGAGAACCACUGGCAGGCAGCCCUUACUACUGCGAGGUGGAGUGGACUGGCCAAAAGAUUACCAUUGGAGUGGCCUACAAGGAGAUGGAUCGCAAAUGCUCCGAUGACAAAAGCCGUUUGGGCCACAAUCCCCUUUCGUGGGCGUUGUACUGGUCUGGGACCGGUUUCUCCUUCUGGCACAAUGGUCAUGAAAAACUUCUGGGCUCGCCCAAAUGCAGACGGAUCGGCACCUAUUUGGACCAGCAUGCAGGGAUUCUGGCCUUUUACCGCAUCGCCAACAACCAGGCUGACCUCAUCCACAGACAUGUGACCCAGUUCACCGGCCCAUUGUACCCAGGAUUCAGGUUCUGGGGAGGAGUUGGAGCUACAGUCCAAAUCUGCCAGUUGGAGUGAAACACCAACAAAGGAGACAUAACAAGUGUCUUCUUGCUUCUCUCGCCCUAAUGAAUGGAAUAGAAAUCUUACAUAUUUGAUUUAAUAAAAUGUAUAAUCAGCAGAAAAAAUCAAUUCAUUACUAUUCAGUACUUGCUAAACAUGGUAACACAACAUGCAUUCAGCGGGCAACAUGAGAGUGCACUCAACUGAUGACUCGUCAUCUUAAUGACAUUAAAACGUAUUUUUAAAAAAGGCUUUAAAAAGACCGGUGUAAACACCGAAGGACCCAUAUGGCGUCAAGUAGGUUUCCUCAGUUUAUAAAAUGUCAAUACCAAUGUGUUGCCAUGACAGUGUUUUCACGCCAUGAUUUAAAAAUAUUAUGACUCUACCUAGCAAGGUGGUAGUGGUUACAGUAUAUCGAGCAGAGCGAGCCAAAGUCAUAUUUAAAGAAACAAAUGAAAGCACUGUACCGUCGUUGAUACAGAGUACAAGGAAAUAAACAGGGAAACGAUAGAAACCAACAAAAGAUAACUGUCUUAAUUUAAUUUGGCUCCGCAGAACCAAGCAGGACAUGAAAGACUUUCAGGGACACUUU